Vanrija pseudolonga is the source of this 1994-nucleotide messenger RNA. Its product is annotated as PHO85 cyclin-2. The transcript is spliced from 3 exons. NCBI's taxonomy places the organism in Eukaryota, Fungi, Basidiomycota, Tremellomycetes, Trichosporonales, Trichosporonaceae. Gene Ontology annotation, molecular function: protein kinase binding; cyclin-dependent protein serine/threonine kinase regulator activity. Bases 775 to 1812 code for a protein of 345 amino acids. Gene Ontology annotation, biological process: regulation of cyclin-dependent protein serine/threonine kinase activity. The record is from RefSeq and is a predicted model, not a curated record. Gene Ontology annotation, cellular component: cyclin-dependent protein kinase holoenzyme complex; nucleus.
CCCCCAACCCCACCACCACCUACCCCCCCCCCCCUCAUCCUCUCUUGCACACUCUCACACAACCUACAACCAACAACUCAACUCAUCACCACCACCACCACCACCACACUACUCGACGCCUCUUCGCUCCACCCAAAUUCGCCUCGCGUCGAUCUCUCUCCACCCACCACCACCCAGCCGGCUGUAACCGCUCAUCGCCAAAACGCCUGCCAUUUCCAACCCCCCCACUACAAAAGCACCACCCACCCACCCAACCGGCACCUAAUCCAUCCCCCAAAUACUCGGGCUGGCUCCACAGUUGUCGCUCCACUCCCAUCCCAUCACUGCUUGUGCAGUUCAAAUCCAAACCCCGUAGCACCCCACACAUCCUUUGGCCGUCUACCCAACCCACACAACCCACUCAACACCCGCCCCCCUCCCACCGCCCCCGGCAGUCUUCCUCCUCACUCGUCAUAUCUUGGCCCCGGCUCUUCGCCUCCCUCGCAUUGACGCACACUUCCUCUCCCACUUUACCGCCUUUUCGUCCCGCACGCGCUGUACCUCGUUCUCGUUUGCAGAUUAGCGUGCAUAAAACAUUCGACUUGGCGCGCCACCAACCCCGACACUGAUCAUACAAGUGAAUUCAAGUGAACAAUCGCCUACUUGUCGCUUGUUCCCACCACCUCGACUACUCUUUGUCUUUCAACGUUACAUUGGGAAAUUGACUAGUUUUCUCGCCGUCCCUCCGCACCCAUUGCCACCGUUCUUCCAGCACGACCUCCACCCCACCGCAACAUGUCUGCUGCUUCCACCUCUGUGCCUGCCGCCAGGCCAAACCCCCCUUCCCCCGCCUCGUCGCGCAAGGCCGCCAAGGCCUCCGCUUCGUCUUCGGCCGCGUCGUCAAGACCAUCUCAGCGCGCUGCCGACCCCUACUAUGGCCAUGAGGAGACAUCGGUGCUGUGCGCCCGUUUCAUCACGGCUCUCUUCCAGUGCCCCAACAUUCCCCCCGCUGCCCAGCCCGGUGGCCCCACCCCUACUCUGGCGCACUUUGUCGCCUACGCAUUGCACAGGACACGACUUCCUUCGGUCGUCACCUUUGCUGCGCUCCUCUUGUUGCAGAGACUGAAGACUCGCUUCCCCGCCGCCCGGGGAUCGUCGGGACACCGCCUCUUCAUCUCGGCCUUCAUGAUCGCCUCAAAAGUCAUCUGCGAUGACACUUACUCGAACCAGUCGUGGUGCAUCGUGGGACAAAAGAUGUUCGCCCUCAAGGAGAUCAACCAGAUGGAGCGCGAAAUGUGCGGCUACCUCGAAUGGAACCUGAACGUCGCUGGCGACGAGCUUGCCGAGUUUGAGGCCCGCACCCGUGCGGAGCAUGGCCCUCGCGCCGUCGCCCGUGCCUCGAGCGCCGUCUCGUCCGAGGUCUCGCUCGCGGCCUCUUCUCCCGCCGAGACCCUCGCCAACGUUUACCCCUCACCCGAGACGACGCCCGACCCCUCGUCGUCGUCGUCCCGCCCCAUCCGCCCGGUGCCUGCUCUCCACAAGCGGGCACCGACGACAUUUCCGAGCCCAGCUUCCAUGCGCAACGCCUACCUCACCCCCUCGAGCAACGUCUCGCCCCAGCCCCCAGCACUGGCCUCGGCAUCCUCCAGCCUAGCCUCGUCGCCUGCCUCUGAAGAUUGCAAGACGCCUUCCCCGAUCGCCUCUGUCAACAAGCCCAAGCGACCUAUCUCGUCGCGAACGCUUAGCGGCAAGACGGUGGCCGACAUUGAGCAGCGCUUUGGUCCUUUGAGUCAGCCGCCUUGUGGCGUGCCUCUGAGCGUUGGCGGCUGGUAGAUUCCAUCAUACCCCCACUCGCAUCACACACACACACAUUUACUUGUACAGUUGUAUACAUCAUCCACCAACAACCACUACACCUUACUGUCCAUCAUGUUCAUUUUCAUUCUUGCAUAGCACUCGUCCCUAUAGCUGGUCCAUAACAGCCACCUUUUCUAAUGAAAAUGUCUGCCUUGACG